AUGGCCGCUGCCUUGUUAGCCCGGGCCUCUGGUUGUAUCCGCCGAGGUGAGUGCCCACGGGACUGGCGGCAGUUACACACCAUCUACCAGUCUGUGGCACUGCCCGAGACUCACCAGAUGUUGCGUCAGACGUGCCGGGACUUUGCUGAAAAGGAACUGGUUCCCAUUGCAGCCCAGUUGGACAAGGAGCAUCGUUUCCCAGCGGCCCAGGUGAAGAAGAUGGGUGAGCUAGGGCUGUUGGCCAUGGACGUGCCUGAGGAGUUGGGCGGCGCUGGCCUUGACUACCUGGCCUACGCCAUCGCCAUGGAGGAGAUUAGCAGGGGCUGUGCCUCCACUGGCGUCAUCAUGAGCGUCAACAACUCGCUGUAUCUGGGGCCUGUCCUGAAGUUUGGCUCCCAGGAGCAGAAGCAGCAGUGGGUCACUCCUUUCACCACCGGUGACAAAAUUGGCUGCUUCGCCCUCAGCGAGCCAGGGAAUGGCAGCGAUGCAGGCGCCGCCUCCACCACGGCCGUCGCCGACGGGGACUCGUGGGUCCUGAAUGGCACCAAGGCCUGGAUCACUAACUCCUGGGAGGCUUCUGCCACUGUGGUCUUCGCCAGCACGGACAAGUCCCGACAGAACAAGGGCAUCAGCGCCUUCCUGGUUCCCAUGCCAACGCCUGGGCUCACGCUGGGCAAGAAGGAAGACAAACUGGGCAUCCGGGCCUCCUCCACAGCCAACUUAAUCUUUGAGGACUGUCGCAUUCCCAAGGGCAACCUGCUUGGGGAACCAGGGAUGGGCUUCAAGAUAGCCAUGCAAACCCUGGACAUGGGCCGCAUUGGCAUCGCUUCCCAGGCCCUGGGCAUUGCCCAGGCUGCGCUCGACUGUGCUGUGACCUACGCUGAGAACCGUCAGGCCUUCGGGGCGUCUAUCACCAAGCUCCAAGGCAUCCAGUUCAAGUUGGCGGACAUGGCCUUGGCCUUGGAGAGUGCCCGCCUGCUGACCUGGCGUGCCGCCAUGCUGAAGGAUGAUAAAAAGCCUUUCAUCAAGGAGGCUGCAAUGGCCAAGCUGGCUGCAUCAGAGGCUGCCACUGCUAUCAGCCACCAGGCCAUUCAGAUCCUUGGUGGCAUGGGCUAUGUGACAGAGAUGCCGGCUGAGCGGCACUACCGUGACGCUCGCAUCACCGAGAUUUACGAAGGCACCAGUGAGAUCCAGAGGCUGGUGAUCGCUGGACACCUGCUCAAGAGCUACCGGAGCUGA
This is a messenger RNA of Chrysochloris asiatica (Cape golden mole), 1239 nucleotides long. RefSeq names its product acyl-CoA dehydrogenase, C-2 to C-3 short chain (gene ACADS). NCBI's taxonomy places the organism in Eukaryota, Metazoa, Chordata, Mammalia, Afrosoricida, Chrysochloridae. The record is from RefSeq and is a predicted model, not a curated record. Gene Ontology annotation, molecular function: flavin adenine dinucleotide binding. The transcript has 10 exons. Gene Ontology annotation, cellular component: mitochondrion. Gene Ontology annotation, biological process: butyrate catabolic process; fatty acid beta-oxidation using acyl-CoA dehydrogenase. The coding region runs from base 1 to 1239 and encodes 412 amino acids.